Molecule: messenger RNA, 1449 nt
Organism: Magnolia sinica
Lineage: Eukaryota; Viridiplantae; Streptophyta; Magnoliopsida; Magnoliales; Magnoliaceae
Product: glyoxylase I 4-like
Exons: 3
Coding region: 425-994 (189 amino acids)
Source: RefSeq, a predicted model, not a curated record
GCGAGAAUCCUUUGUUUUCCCCCUCUCUCCUCUUUUAAUACAUUCUUUCAUUGAUUUUACACCCUUGAAUCAUAUCAUUGAUUUCAGGUUUUGGGUCCUCUUCAAUUCCUCACCCUCCUUAAAUCUCAUUUGGGUUUUCUCUGACAAUCUUCAUUUUCUCUGUAUUGCAUUUGGGUUUUUGGGUUCCUCUUCAUAUCAAUCUCUAUAUCUUGCAUUUGAAUCUUCAUUGGUUUGGGGUUUUUGGUCCAUCUUCAAAUUCCCUUGGCUCAUUCUCAUUUGGGUUUUCUCUGAUUAUCUCCAUAUCUUCUCUGUAUUGCGUUUGGACGGUCAAAGGCUCAUAUUUCGUUUGGGUUUCUUUGUUUCUCUUCAUAUCAAUCUCUCAUCUCUUGCAUUUGAACUUCUAUCUAAUUUCCUUCAGACAAAAAUGUUUGAGAAUUCAAGAAGUGCAUUGCCUCUUACUUCCUUGAAUCAUAUCUCCCUAGUAUGCAAAUCCGUUGAAGAGUCGCUUGAUUUCUAUCAAAACAUACUUGGGUUUUUCCCCAUAAGGAGGCCUGGAUCCUUUGAUUUCAAUGGAGCAUGGCUAUUCAAUUAUGGAAUAGGCGUUCAUCUCCUGCAAUCUGACAAUCCAGAAAGCAUGCACAAAAAGGAGGAGAUUAAUCCCAAAGACAAACACAUUUCUUUCCAGUGCGAGAGCAUGACUGCAGUGGAGGCGAGGCUGAAGGACAUGGGAAUUGACUACGUGCAAAGGAGGGUAGAAGAGGGUGGCAUCCACGUGGACCAGCUCUUCUUCCACGACCCAGAUGGAUUCAUGGUCGAGAUUUGCAACUGCGACAACCUUCCGAUUGUCCCACUCGUGGGCGAGCCCGUUCGCACGUGCUCCCGGAUCCAACAUCAGGUGCAGGUGCAGGUGCAACAGCCACAAUCACAGCCGCAGAUGGUGCAGUACCACCCUCCCAUUCAUGUGAAUGAGGACAACAGCACUUCUCGUGCAUGAAAUGAAGUGGGUCCUAGUGGACUAUUGGAUUGAGAAGUUUUAACGGUCCUGAUGCAUCAAAACGUGGGUAGUGUGUCCUGAUGCUUCAGUUAUCAUGAAUGGGGCCCAUAGUUAUGAGAUCACAACCGUUUAACUGGUGCAUCCGCUGUGGACGUGGACACUCUUUCCAGAUUCUAAGAUCCCACCCAUCCAAAAGAUGGCCCUCUUUCUUGAUCUAUUCGACUUGGGAGAUUCUUGGAGAAUCCCGUUUAUUACGAGAGGUAUCAGAUGAAUGGUCUGGAUCACCUAACCAUGUACCCCACUUCCACUAACUAGUGCAUCGUGGCAGUAGUCACGUUCUCAUGCAUCGGGACGUUAUGAUUUCUCAAUUGAAUUUUGUAUAUAUACAUAUUUUUUUUCUCUACUCUGUACAUGAUAACAGCUCUUUACAUCAAUAAAAAUAUCACUUAUGGUAA